Molecule: messenger RNA, 3584 nt
Organism: Nannospalax galili (Upper Galilee mountains blind mole rat)
Lineage: Eukaryota; Metazoa; Chordata; Mammalia; Rodentia; Spalacidae
Gene: Znf451
Product: zinc finger protein 451
Exons: 15
Coding region: 174-3344 (1056 amino acids)
Biological process (GO): regulation of transcription by RNA polymerase II
Cellular component (GO): nucleus
Molecular function (GO): sequence-specific DNA binding; DNA-binding transcription factor activity, RNA polymerase II-specific
Source: RefSeq, a predicted model, not a curated record
GUGCAGCGAGGCCGCGCCGGGGGUCCGUGGCGUCAGCGGCGUGGGCGCUCACGCAGGGCGGGUCGCGGCGCCGGGCGGGAGGGGAGUCGUGGCGGCGGCGACAGGAACAGUAGCGACGGGUCCACAGGACAGCAAGGACGGCGGGAGUGCGGUGCUGACAGGCGGUGGGAGAAAUGGGAGACCCAGGGCCCGAGAUAAUAGAAUCUGUCCCACCAGCUGGGCCUGAGGCAUCUGAGUCAACAGCGGAUGAAAAUGAAGAUGACAUUCAGUUUGUUAGUGAAGGACCAUUAAGACCUGUUCUUGAAUAUAUUGAUCUGGUCAGCAGUGAUGAUGAGGAGCCUAGUACAUCUCAUAGUGAUGAGAAUUAUAAACACAAAGACUAUGUUGACCAUCAGAAGGAUAAAGUUGCUUUAACUUUGGCUCGCCUGGCCCGCCAUGUUGAAGUAGAAAAACAGCAAAAAGAAGAAAAGAAUAGAGCAUUCAGGGAAAAAAUUGAUUUUCAGCAUGCUCAUGGUUUGCAAGAACUGGAAUUUAUUCAAGGACAUUCUGAUACAGAAGCAGCAAGACUGUGUGUGGACCAGUGGCUAAAAAUGUCAGGGCUCAAAACAGGCACAAUUAAUUCUGGAACAAAAAAUUCAUUCCAAAGUGGAGGCCGAGUGCGGAAGUCUGAGAAGUCAAUUUCAUGUCCAAUAAUGCACUGUAACAAGGAAUUUGACAAUGGGCACCUUCUCCUAGGACAUUUGAAAAGGUUUGAUCACUCCCCAUGUGAUCCAACAAUUACGUUACGUGGACCUCCUGCCAAUUCCUUUGCUUGUGUAGUGUGUUCUGAAAAUUUUGUUACUCAGCAGCAAUAUAGGGACCACCUUUUUGCUAAGGUAGCUGCAGAUGAUGGACAUAGCAACAGCCUUCUUCCUCAGAUCAUUCAAUGUUUUGCCUGUCCAAAUUGCUUUCUUCUGUUUAGUACCAAGGAUGAGUGUUUGAAGCAUAUGUCUGGAAAGAGUCAUUUCCAUCAGAGUUUUAAACUGGGUGAUGGAAAGGGAAUAGCACAUCCGAUAUCAUUUCCAUCUUUUGCAAAGAAACUUUUGAUCUCUCUGUGCAAGGAUGUUCAGUUUCAAGUUAAAUGUGUGGCCUGCCACCAGAUGCUACGUUCCCACAUGGAGCUCACUGUCCAUUUCAGGGUUCGUUGUCGAAAUGCUGGACCUGUAGCUGUGGCCGAGAAAAGUAUUACUCAGGUUGCAGAAGAAUUCAUAUUAAGAGGUUAUUGCUCAGACUGCAACCAGGUCUUUGUAGAUGAAACCAGCAUCCAAAGUCACAAGAAUUCAGGACACAAAGUCCGAGUCAUUAACUCAGUGGAAGAAUCAGUCUUACUAUAUUGCCACCUCAGUGAAAGAAGUAAGCCUCCUUGUGAGUUGCAUUCAUUGUUCAACCAACCAAAAUUUUCAUCGCUUAAACGAAUUAUGUCUAUUAAAGAAUCCAGCUCAGAGGACUGUGCCAUUCCAAAAAAGAAGAUGAAUUUAGAAAAUAAAAGCCAUGGAGGUAUAAUUAAUGUCAAUACACAAAAGUCAAGAGUUAUAGCCUGGGUUUGUGAAUGCACUCGACGAUUUCCAAGUGAAGAUGCAGUAGAAAAGCAUGUUUUCUCAGCCAACACGAUGUGUUACAAGUGUGUGGUCUGUGGAAAGGUGUGUGAAGAUUCAGGGGUCAUGCGUUUACACAUGAGCCGGUUUCAUGGAGGGGCACAUUUAAAUAACUUUCUGUUUUGGUGUAGGACAUGCAAAAAGGAGUUAAUAAAGAAAGAUUCUAUUAUGGCACAUGUUACUGAAUUUCAUAAUGGACACAGAUAUUUUUAUGAGAUGGAUGAGGCAGAAGAUGAAACUUUGCCAUCAUCCUCUGUGGUGAGUAAUUUGACUGUGGACAAAUCAUCUUCAACCCCGACUGUAGUUGGUCAUUUCCUGGUAGACAGUCCUCCAAGAGGCAGAUGGCAAUGCCGAAUUUGUGAAGAUAUGUUUGAUUCCCAGGAAUGUGUAAGACAACAUUGUAUGUCUUUGGCAAGUCACCAGUUUCAUAGAUACAGCUGUGCCCAUUGCAGAAAGACAUUUCAUAAAAUAGAAACAUUAUACCGACACUGCCAGGAUGAACACAACAAUGAGAUAAAGAUUAAAUACUUCUGUGGGCUUUGUGAUCUUACUUUUAACAUGGAAGAAGCAUUUCUGAGUCAUUAUAAGGAGUACCAUAGCAUAGAUUAUGUGUUUGUGUCAGAAAAAACUAAAACUUCGAUUAAAACUGAAGAUGAUUUUUCAGUGGUAGAGACCAGUAACCUGUUAGCCUGUGGUUGCCAUGAGAGUUACAUCUGUAAAGUUAACCGAAAAGAAGAUUAUGAUAGAUGUCUCCAAACCAUGCUAGAUAAAGGUAAACUGUGGUUUCGCUGCAGUUUGUGUUUAGUGACAGCACAGAACCUAGCCAACAUUAAUGCUCAUAUCCAUCAAGUGCACAGGAAAGAGAAGAGUGAUGAGGAGCAGCAUUAUGUGAUCAAGUGUGGAACCUGCACCAAAGCCUUCCACAACCCCGAGAGUGCUCAGCAGCACUUCCAUAGAAAGCAUGGCGCCUUACAGAAGCCCAGUGUGACUCCUGUUGGAUCUGACAAAGGAGGCAUGUUGAAGUUCUCUGCCAGUGUCUCACACACUGAGAAAAAACUCAACCAGACAAUAAGCUAUCCAAAAACUUCAGACAUGGAGAAGGGAGCCGAGAAUGACAUAAGCUGCCAGAACAUAGAUGAAGAAGUUGUUGAGCUUCCAGAUUUGGACUACCUGCGAACCAUGACUCACAUAGUCUUUGUAGAUUUUGAUAACUGGUCCAACUUCUUUGGUCAUCUACCAGGCUAUCUUAACCAAGGAACGUUUAUUUGGGGUUUUCAAGGCGGAAACACCAAUUGGAAGCCUCCACUGAGCUGUAAGAUUUAUAAUUACUUAAAUAGGAUUGGAUGCUUCUUUCUUCAUCCACGUUGUAGUAAAAGGAAAGAUGCUGCUGAUUUUGCCAUAUGUAUGCAUGCUGGCCGUCUAGAUGAACAACUGCCUAAGCAGAUUCCUUUCACCAUCCUCUCAGGAGACCAAGGUUUUCUGGAGCUAGAGAAUCAAUUUAAGAAGACUCAGAGGCCAGCUCAUAUUCUAAAUCCUCACCACUUAGAGGGAGACAUGAUGUGUGCCUUGUUAAAUAGCAUAUCUGAUACUACCAAAGAAUGUGACAGUGAUGAUGCCGUGAGUGUGAAAAGCCCUUCAGUAGAGGAACUCAGAUCCACAGAAGAUGUGGAAUUAGAAGAAGCUAUCAGGAGAAGUCUUGAAGAAAUGUAAUUAAAGAUACUAUCACACAACAUCAAGUGACCUUGAAGAGACUCAGGAUAUAAUGAAUUCUUGACCUUGUUUUCUAAAGGAGCCUGGAAUGCUACUAGGACAAAUGUAUCUGAAAACAUGGGUUUUUUUUUUCUUUCAUAUGUUCAGAUCUGUAUAUCUGCUUUGUAUUUUUGUGCUGUUAUGUAAAUUUGAAUGGAGGAGAAUACAUGCCAAUGCACAAAUAAAGCAUAUAUUCUAAUA